AUGGCAGUUGCUACACUCAAUGUUGGCUCAUUGGGCGGCGCCCUCGGUCUUCCCUUCUGGGACAGCUUUGCGGUGAUAUUGACGAUAAAUGUUGUCAGUAACCUGCUACCCGCUUGGACGGCGGCAUUUGGUCUGACUGGCCUACGGAUGACAACUUUUUCGUAUGGCCCCUAUACGCUUUGGUUAGAGCCGAUCGCUAACGCAUAUAGUCGCUACUCCUUCGGAUAUUGGGGCAACCUCUUAGUUGUAGUGUUUUCCAUGGUCGCAACAACAGGUUGGAACGCAAUAAACUCGAUCUCCGGCGCAGUUGUACUUAAUGCCCUUUCAGACGGCCGGUGUCCGACCUGGGCCGGAGUGAUAAUCAUCUGCACUGUGGUCUGGAUCAUCUGCGCUCUCGGAAUAAGUUGGAUUCAUCGCCUUGACGUUUUCGCGUGGAUUCCACCCUUCAUUGUUUGGUGCGUUGCUGCCGGAACGGGCGCCUCCCACCUCACAGGAGUCGACAUCAGCCAAACUCAGGGAGCUAAUAGGGCAGCUCCUGUCCUGACGUUCAUGGCCAGUAUUUUCUCCUUUGCCGUGUCCUGGAUCAACUGCGCGGCUGAUUACAAUGUCCGAAUGCCUGUUGACACUCCGCGUUGGAAGAUUUUCAGCGCGACGUAUGUUGGCAUCUUUGUGCCCACCGUCCUGGUCCAGACUUUAGGCGCAGCGCUGUAUUCUGGGACGAUCAACAACCCCGACUGGGCGCAGGCGUAUGGCGAAUUUGGCAUUGGCGGCUUGUUGAAGAUGGCCUUGGCUCCCGUAGGAGGAUUUGGCAAGUUCCUCAUGGUCCUUGCGGCCCUAAGUGCAAUUCCAAACAACAUUCCCAACAAUUAUUCGUUCGCCCUUCACGCACAAAACUUUGGACCAUGGGCAGUGCGUAUACCACGCAUCGUCCUUGUGACAUUUGGCUUCGUAGCCGCUAUUGUAAUUGGUUGCUGCGCGGCUGAGUACUUUGACGAUACGCUUUCAACCCUGCUCAGCGUUAUUGGCUAUUGGACCGUCAUCCACAUCACCUUGGUUGUCGAAGAGCAUGUUCUCUUCCGAGGCGGUUGGAAGGGUUACGACCUCGAUGCCUGGGAUAAUCCAUUAUACCUGCCGUUCGGGUGGGCUGCAAUCGCUGCUUUUGGGUUCGGCUUUGUGGGAGCGGCUUUAGGCAUGAAGGUAGCUUGGUAUGUCGGGCCCAUUGCUUCGCUAAUUGGGGAUUCCGGAGCAAACAUUGGCCACGAGUUGACAUUUGCGUUUUCGGCGAUCGCAUUUCCUGUGUUCCGUUUGAUAGAAAAACGAUAUACUGGUCGUUGA
This is a messenger RNA of Aspergillus mulundensis, 1335 nucleotides long. RefSeq lists its product as uncharacterized. The transcript has 2 exons. NCBI's taxonomy places the organism in Eukaryota, Fungi, Ascomycota, Eurotiomycetes, Eurotiales, Aspergillaceae. Gene Ontology annotation, molecular function: transmembrane transporter activity. Gene Ontology annotation, cellular component: plasma membrane. The coding region runs from base 1 to 1335 and encodes 444 amino acids. The record is from RefSeq and is a predicted model, not a curated record. Gene Ontology annotation, biological process: transmembrane transport.